Molecule: messenger RNA, 1710 nt
Organism: Cucurbita moschata (crookneck pumpkin)
Lineage: Eukaryota; Viridiplantae; Streptophyta; Magnoliopsida; Cucurbitales; Cucurbitaceae
Product: lysine-specific demethylase JMJ706-like
Exons: 8
Coding region: 24-1646 (540 amino acids)
Biological process (GO): chromatin remodeling
Cellular component (GO): nucleus
Molecular function (GO): histone demethylase activity
Source: RefSeq, a predicted model, not a curated record
GUAAUCAAAAACCCAUAUAACAAAUGGAUGCGGCGAAUUCAAAUCCGCAAACAAAAAGAAGAAGAAUCAAAAUGCCACAGCCUGAUGAUUCCAGACGACCCAGAAUGUUGUAUGGAAUCAACGUGAACGAUCAUAAUUGGACUAAUAAACUCAGCGAAUGCCCUGUUUUUCGACCUUCAAGGCAGGAUUUCGAGGACCCUUUUGCUUAUUUAAACAAGAUUUCUCCUAAAGCCUCAAAUUAUGGGAUUUGUAAGAUUGUUUGUCCCCUCAAUGACAUUGUUCCUGCAAGCCUUGUUUUGAAGAGAGAAGUGCAGAAUUUCAAGUUUCAACCUUCUGUGCAGCCUCUUAAAUAUGCGACAUGGACGACAAUGGAGGACAAGAUUUCGUACUAUAAAAGAGGAAGACAGUAUAAGUACGAGGAGUUUGAGAAUAUGGCGAACCAAGUGUUUGUUGAGAACUAUUCUUCUUUGGCUUGUCUUUCUUGUAAGAUGUUCGAAAGGGAAUUUUGGCAAGAAAUGGCUUGGGGUAUUCAUGACUCUGUUGAAUAUGGUGUCGAUGUUGAGGGUAGUGCGUUUUCCAAAUCCGAUGAACUCGGACAAAGCAAAUGGAAUUUGAAGAAACUUCCCCGUCUAUCCGAAUCAAUAUUACGUCAUCUUGAAGAGGAAAUCCCUGGCAUUACACAUCCAAUGUUGUAUAUUGGGAUGGUGUGUAGUACGUUUGCUUGGCAUGUAGAAGAUCAUUAUUUAUACAGUAUAAAUUAUCUUCACUCUGGUGCACCGAAAACUUGGUACGCAGUUCCCGGGAGCCAAGCAAAUGACUUCGAGAAAGUAGCAUAUGAUGAGGUGUAUUUGGAUGAUGUGCUGCCAAGCUAUGAUGUUGAUGGGGCCGCGCAGGUUCUUGCUGAAAAAACAACCAUGCUGCCUCCAUCAUUGUUCAUGAAACACGAUGUUUCAGUGUUUAAGGCUGUCCAAAUGCCUGGAGAGUUCGUGAUCACCUUCCCGAGAGCAUACCAUGCUGGAUUUAGCCAUGGUUUCAACUGUGCAGAGGCAGUGAACUUUGCUGCUGGAGAAUGGUUUCCUUAUGGCUUAAUCGCCGCAAAACGCUACUCCUUUCUCGAAAGACGACCUCUAAUUCCCUUUGAAGAACUUCUCUGCAAAGAGGCCAUCCAUAUUUGCCAAGAAAUGAUGGCAUCCCCUGGGGACUUCGUCGCUUGCACGUCUCAUUACGCCAUCAUGGCCUCCUGCAUCACCCACGUUGCUUAUUAUAGAGCCAGUCGCCGAAAGCUGGAGAAAAGAGUGUCUGGGUUUAAUCAGUGUACGAGCAGCAUCGGAACCGUCCAGUGUGGCUUCUGCACCAGAGACCGGUACUUGGCCUUCCUCAUGUGCCAUCGCUGCAAUACAUAUCCCACCUGCAUUUUUCAUGGAAUUUCUACAAACUGUACCGUAUGCGGGAUAACGCGGAGUCUGUUUUUGAGUGAGGCCAUACGUUAUGUGGAAGCUGCAGCUGAUUACUUCGAGAACAGGAAGUCUAUGCUAUCAAGUUAUUUGAUCGAAACUAUGAAAAUCCGGGAAGAAAUUCAAGGCAAGACUCUAGUUUUGGUUCGGUAUUUCGUCAAUGUAACGGGUUUUUCUAAGGUUGAUCUUUAGUAUUUUGUUUCAGAGUUGUAUGAACUUGAAGGCAAUGGUGGGGAAGACGCUUCUACUUCAGCUG